GGCCCAGAGCACUGAGGCCACCUGCCUGCAGUCACGCCCCUGGGACUAGGCAGGUCUGGUCGUUGAAAGCUGACCUGACUCCAGAGUCUGUCCUGGCUCUGGAACCUCCCAGUCAGGCCUCUCUUCUCAGCCUGGGGGAGGGGCUGGUGGUGACCUUGGGAGAACUGAAGGCAAGGCUUUGCCACCAGGAGGGUGUGACCUACUUCUAGGUCUCCGUGUCCUUCCCUGUUGGUGGUGAUAACAGUGCCACCUUCCAGACAGUUCCACCUUCCAGAGGAGGGGGCAUGAAAGGGCUUGGAAGAGAACAUGCAUCAGCAGUAUGAGAAAACAGGUCCUUAAUGUGUGAACUAGUGCAGUGGGGGUCAAGGUACAGCAAAGGAGGGCUAGGCCAGAAGCUGGGAAGUAAGGCAGCCUAGGACUUGGGCUUUACUUUCCUGAGGCCCAAAGGACCAGCUGCCUGUCCUAGACUUGUGGGCUGUCCUUCAAGGCUGGAGGCAGAGAAAGGGCUUAGUGGGGUCUCUGAGCAGAGAGAGUCAGUGAAGGCUGGAAACACCUAGACUGGAGAGCUCAACCCCAUUAGGCAGACCGGGAGGUUCAAAGUCAGGUUGCAGUGUUCCUAAACUGUGUAUGACUUUGAACAAGGUGCUUCCUCUCGGAGUAGAGAAAAUGGGGCUCUCAGCAUGUCUCAGGAUGGCCAUGAGGGGUACAAGUGUCUGACGGGGUGGGCAUGGCAGCCCUGACCCUCCCCCAUUCCUCUUCAGAUGUGUGGUCGGCUGGAUGCGUACUGGCCGAGCUCCUGCUGGGCCAGCCCAUCUUCCCUGGGGACAGUGGGGUGGACCAGCUGGUGGAGAUCAUCAAGGUGCUGGGAACACCAACCCGGGAACAGAUCCGAGAGAUGAACCCCAACUACACAGAGUUCAAGUUCCCCCAGAUUAAAGCUCAUCCCUGGACAAAGGUGUUCAAAUCUCGAACGCCGCCGGAGGCCAUCGCGCUCUGCUCCAGCCUGCUGGAGUACACUCCGUCCUCGAGGCUGUCCCCGCUGGAGGCCUGCGCCCACAGCUUCUUCGAUGAACUGCGAAGUCACGGAACCCAGCUCCCCAACAACCGCCCACUCCCCCCACUCUUCAAUUUCAGUCCUGGUGAACUCUCCAUCCAACCGUCUCUCAACGGCAUUCUCAUCCCCCUUCACUUGAGGUCCCCGGCGGGCACUGCGGCUCUCACUCCAUCCUCACAAGCUUUAAGUGAGGCUCAGACCGGCCCAGACUGGCAGUCGACUGAUGCCACAACUCCCCUCACUAACUCUUCCUGAGGGCCCCACCAGCCACCCUUCCAUCUGGGAGCCCCAAGUGGGGCUGGGAAGGGGGACCACAGCCCAUCAAGCUCCUGCCCUGGCUGGGCCCCUAGACUAGAGGGCAGAGGGAAAUGAAUCCCUGUCCCCACCUCUUAGGCCCUCCCUCACCAGCCUUACCCCUGUGGUGGGCUUUUUAAGAGGAUUUUAACUGGUUGUGGGGAGGGAAGAGAAGGAAGGACAGGGGGUUGGGGGCAUGAGGAUCUCCUACCCCCUUGGCCCCCUCCCUGCCCCCCAGGCCUCCACCUCCUCCAACUCCCCUCCCCUCCUAUGUCCCUUGUAAAUAGAACCAGACCAGCCCUUCUCCUCUUCCCCACCCUGGCCCCCAGGUGUAAAUAGAUUGUUAUAAUUUUUUUCUUAAAGAAAACGUCGAUUCGCACCCUCCAGCCUUGUCCCUCCCCCCUGCAGCUGUGUCCUGUCCCAUCCCAUGCCCCCCUUCCUCUGCCCCUCAGGUCUCCUCCCUCUCCCUACCCUAGAGGGCUGGGGAGUCGGGGAGCUCCUGAUGUCUUCGUUUCCACAGUAAGGUUUGCCUGUGUACAGACCUCCGUUCAAUAAAUUAUUGGCAUGAAAACCUG
Manis javanica (Malayan pangolin) is the source of this 1923-nucleotide messenger RNA. Lineage: Eukaryota; Metazoa; Chordata; Mammalia; Pholidota; Manidae. The record is from RefSeq and is a predicted model, not a curated record.